AUGUCGGCUACACCGCAGAAUCUGUUUCCCGGCAACCCGGCCACGACGCGUGCGCAAUCCACCAAGCUCUCGACGGAUCCCAAGGGUGAGAAGGUGGUCUACUGCCAGAACCGCACCGUCUUCAUCCGCUCCAUCACCGACCCAUCCAAGCCAGCAUUGGCGUAUUCUCAGCACCCGCAGCCUACUACAGUUGCGCGCAUCUCGCCCACCGGUUUCUACUGCGCUUCGGCCGACCAGGCUGGCAACGUGCGUGUGUGGGACCUUGUUGGCGACGAGCAGAUCAUCAAAAACGAGAUUAAAGUCAUCGCGGGUCGCAUCAACGACCUCGCGUGGGAUGGUGAGUCGAAGCGCAUCAUCGCUGUCGGUGACGGUCGAGAGAGAUUCGGCCAUGCGUUUUCGUUUGACAGCGGAUCGAGCGUGGGCGAGGUGACGGGACACAGCAGACAGAUCAACGCGGUUGCUAUCCGCAAGGAACGCCCCUUCCGCGCAGUCACUGCGGGCGACGACAACAACCUUGUCUUUUACCAUGGCGCGCCGUACAAAUACAACAAGACCAUCAGCACCCACACGCGCUUCGUUCAGGAUGUCGCCUAUGCGCCCAACGGCGAUCACUUUGUUUCGGUAGGUUCCGACAGCAAGGUGUUUGUCUACGACGGCAAGACGGGAGACACUCUCGUCGAACUUUCCGAGAAAGCUUCGGGUGGACACACGGGAACCAUUUUCGCCGUAUCAUUUUCGCCAGACAGCAGAAAGAUUGCGACCGCAGGUGCCGACGGCUAUGUCAAAGUGUGGGACAUUGCUGCUCAAAAAGUCGAGGCGUCGCACGAUUUUACCGGCCAGAGCGCGCAGAAGGUGGAUGACCAGCAGGUCGGAAUCGUCUGGGCAGGCAGUCGCAUCGUAUCGCUCAGCUUCUCGGGCACUCUCAAUGUGAUCGAGGAAGGAGGCAAGGUCAACAAGCUGCACGGUGCCGUCAAGAGCUUUGGACUGCGGUCGCUUGAUCUGGCAGAAGACGGAAAGACGCUCGUCGGCGGAAGCUACGACGGACGCGUGCUGUCGUGGUCGCCGGAUGGAGUGUGCAAGCCUGUGACUGGCGGGGAAACGCUGACGGCGGCAGUGCUGGGUGUCCACUCGACGCGCGAUGGCGUGUUUGUAGCAAGCAUGGACGACUCGGUUCGUAAGAUCUCGCAUGGCAAAUACGACGGUGCGGCAGUAUCGACUUCGAGCCAGCCCAAGGGCAGUGCCGCUUCCGCAAGCGGAGUGGUGGUCAUCGCCGGUGCGCAAGGCAUCGAUAUCAUUGACAACGGCAAAAAGACGCACCACGCUACGACGUACACGCCUUCGUCUGCGACGAUUUCUGCCGACGCAUCCCACGUCGCAGUUGGAGCAGAAGACGGCAAGGUGUACCUCUACACACACACCUCGGGCUCGCUCAAGGAGACUGCAACAUUGACCAACAACCGAUCCGCGGUCACGGCGUUGGCAUUUGACCCGCAGCUGUCGCUGCUGGCGGCGGGAGAGUCGAGCGGCAAGAUUCAGGUGUACGAUCUGGCGAGCAAGACGCUCAAGAUUGCGCACUGGGUGUUCCACUCUGCGCGCAUCAAUGAUGUGCGGUUCUCACCUGAUGGCACGCAUGCGGUGUCGGCAGGGCUGGAUACGCACGUCUACGUGUGGAGCGUCAAGAAGCCGAUGAAGAACAUUGCGAUCAAGAAUGCACAUGCAAACGGCGCACAGGCGGUGACGUGGUUGAGCGAUGAUGCGUUUGCCAGCGCGGGCGCCGAUGCCGUGGUUCGGACGUGGAAGGUGAAGCGUCACGAGGGAGCGUAG
Messenger RNA from Sporisorium graminicola, 1824 nucleotides. RefSeq lists its product as uncharacterized. The record is from RefSeq and is a predicted model, not a curated record. Gene Ontology annotation, biological process: actin filament depolymerization; positive regulation of actin filament depolymerization. Gene Ontology annotation, cellular component: cortical actin cytoskeleton. Gene Ontology annotation, molecular function: actin filament binding. The coding region runs from base 1 to 1824 and encodes 607 amino acids. The transcript has a single exon. NCBI's taxonomy places the organism in Eukaryota, Fungi, Basidiomycota, Ustilaginomycetes, Ustilaginales, Ustilaginaceae.